ACUCCAAAUUUACCCAUUAAUCCCUCUAGUUCCUCCUCCCCAUCUCUUCAAGAAUAUGAACAACUUCCUCCUUUUGGUUUUACUCUUGGUUAUAUCUGAGUAUCCCUUGUCAUCAAGCACUCCUGAUUUGUUCUACAGAGGCUGUAGUAAUCAGUUCAGGUGUGGGAAAAUGGUUGUAGAUUUUCCAUUCUGGGGAGGGAAGCAAAGACCGCGUGAGUGUGGCCAUCCAGGGCUUGAACUCCAGUGUGAGAAUGAUACUGCUUUUAUAAAAAUUGAUGGGGUUCGAUAUCGAGUUCUGGACAUUGAUCUGCCCUACAACCACAAAAAAAUGAGGAUUGCAAGGGAGGACUAUAAGGGUGGACUCUGUCCUCAGAAUAUCCAGAACACAACCCUGGAUAGUACUCUCCUAGUCAGUUCUCCGGAUUAUAGACCUCUUACAUUACUCUAUGACUGCCCAAGUUUCAUACCAUCUCCAUUUCCAUUUGUCCUUGCAAACUUCAGCUGCCAUAAUGUUUUCAAUUCUAGCAAUGGACUCAUCACACUGGGAGAUACUGGUACUAUGAAUUGUUCUGCUAGUGCCACUGUGCUGGUUCCUAAAUCUUUCUCCACAGGAGAGGGGAUCAAACAAGCCUUAAAAGAUGGAUUUGAAGUUGAGUUAAAGGUGGAUGACAAAGCGUGUCAGAAGUGCCUAGAUUCCAAAGGAAAGUGUGGCAUUGGCUUUGACAAUCAAACGGUUUGCUACUGUCUGGGAUCAAGUACUUCACUUGCAGAGUGCCCUCCCCCUCCUGCUAACAUGCCUGCUACCAUUUCCCUUCCAGCACUGCCACCAGCAGCAGCCAAUAAGUCAGGUAAGUACCUUUAUUUGAAGCUCCAGGUGGCUGUCACUUUGUUGCCACUGUAUUGCAGCUUUGCCACCACAACUCCAACACUCCUCCUUGGUGUUAAAGCUGCAGAAAACAAGAAAUUACCUAAGAAUUUGGAAGCCAUUUGCAGUUCUUUGUACUUUGGUUUUGAUUUGUUGUUGCUGCCAAGGCCAUCUUCCUUAGCAGAUCAGCUCCUCCUUCAAUGCUGCAGCUUCAUCUUGCCUACAUUUGCUGUUUUAACAAAUUUUUGGAGCUGUGCUGAGCUUUUCUCUUCAUUUGCUGUCAAUUUUCAGCCUCAUUGCUGCCAUUUCAUGGCAGUUUCAUUUCAUCAUUUUUGUAGUGAGAUAUAUUUUCCCUCAUGGAUUUAUAAGCAAAUUGAGAAAGCAGAAGAAUUGAAUCUUGACAGAGUCGUCAAUGAUGAUGAAGAAGAAGAAAUGAUAAGGAAGAUGGUAAUAGUGAGCCUUUGGUGCAUCCAAACAAUUCCAUCAAAUAGGCCAUCAAUGACAAAGGUUCUUGAGAUGUUACAAGGAAGCCUUGAAGCUUUGCCACUUCCUCCAGAACCCUUGUUGUCUUCUCCAGGACCUGCAGUAAGAUCACCAAAAAAUUCCUCCACCACAUCAUCAGUCACAAUGCAGGUUAGACUAUACUCGGCAAUUAUAUCCAACUAUCUGAAACUAUUUAUAUGAUUUAGCCCCAUGCAUCAAAAUAUUUUGGAUGAACAAUUUGUCUUCAAUUUCCUUACUGAUUUAGACCAUACUCCACGGCUAUCUGCAACUAUCCUCAACUAUUUAUAUGAUUUAACCCUAUGCAUCACAAUGUUAUUGGAUGAACAACUGUCGUCAAUUUCCUUGCUGAAUGCAUCACGUAUUGCAGGUGGUUUCUGAGCACCUUUGAGAUAGUUUCACUACUUAUUCUUACUGAUUUCCAAACAUGAAGACCAUAUAUUCCGAGGUACAGUGAAUUUAUGUGGAAGGAAGCCACAACAGCAAAACUGCAGGAAUCCAUUUUUUUGUUGAAGAAGGUUGCAGCAAUAUGAAGGGUCAGAUGAAUAGAGCACUACUGCUGCCCUUAUAUAGGUUUAAAUUAAUUGUAAUUUGUUUAGUAUUUUGGUUAUUCUAAGUUUUAGUUUACUUGUUGUAAAGUCUUUGACAUGAUGUAAGCAAAUUGGUGCUGGAGAUGUCACAUGGAAUUCGAAGCCUUGAUGCUUUGUCUGUCCCACCGAAACCUUAAAACUCCUACACCGCUGUAUCAAAUUGUUGA
This is a messenger RNA of Rubroshorea leprosula, 2123 nucleotides long. The record is from the annotation of a GenBank genome assembly. Lineage: Eukaryota; Viridiplantae; Streptophyta; Magnoliopsida; Malvales; Dipterocarpaceae.